GAGACUGCAAACAUCCCCAACAUUUUUGCUCAAGCAAAGCUGUCACAUUUAUUUUUCCACCAAAACGUACCUGCCCUCAUGAGAAUGUUUAAAAUUCCAAAAAGCCAAGCAAAAGUCAUUGUGGCAACAUGCCCAAAGUAUCAAAACUAUGAAGUGCCCUCUAUGGGUACGGGAGUCAAUCCCAGAGGCCUGAACAGCUGCCAGCUGUGGCAGUCUGAUGUCACCCAUUUCCCACCUUUUGGAAAGUCUAAGUAUGUGCACGUGUCAGUUGACACAUUCUCUGGAGCAGUUUUUGCAUCGACUCAUGCAGGAGAAACAGCCACUCACAUCAUCAAGCAUUUUCUCUUAGCAUUUGCCACUCUGGGAGUUCCAAAAAAGAUCAAAACUGACAAUGGACCUGCCUACAUCUCUCACAAAUUUCAAGAGUUCCUCAGUGAAUGGGGAAUUGAACACAUUCACACCAUUCCUGGAAAUUCCACAGGACAGUCCAUUGUAGAGAGAACUCAUCAAAACAUCAAAAGAGUCCUUCACCAGCAGCGAAGAGACACAGAAAUUUUAUCUCUAGUGGAAAGACUCUGCAAAGCUCUCUACGUCAUCAAUUUCCUAAAUGGAACCAAGUCAGAACCAGACCCCCCAAUACUUUGACACUUUGCAAACUCAACCCAAGCAAAACUCACUGAGAAACCACCAGUGCUGGUGAAAGACCCUGAAACACAUCAGGUUUCUGGACCUUUCCAAUUAAUUACCUGGGGAAGGGGGUAUGCUUGCAUCUCCCUGCCAUCUGGACCAAGAUGGUGCCCAGGAAAAAACAAAAAACCAUACCUAGGCAUGGCAAAAGCUACUCCAACAGACAACAACAAAAGCUCCCCAGAGUCAAAUAUAAGACCUCCUCAAAACCAAACCAGCACUGCUUGGAGAAGAAGACAUCGUUGAACACCUGCACAUCAAAGAAAAGAACAUCCUGUCACAAGACAGCAGACGAAACAAAAAACUAAGCAGCACUCUGCUGCAUCAGGCAAAUCAUAAGCCAGACAUAGUCUGGCCACAAAGUGACCUUUAGUUAGAUGUUACUACCUCUACUGAAACACCCUAGUAUUAGUCCCCCCACAAUGAUUUUAUUGUAACCCCUAAUCCUGUAUUCACUUCCCUAUCCCUAGAGAAAA
Molecule: messenger RNA, 1163 nt
Organism: Sturnus vulgaris (Common starling)
Lineage: Eukaryota; Metazoa; Chordata; Aves; Passeriformes; Sturnidae
Source: RefSeq, a predicted model, not a curated record